Messenger RNA from Onychostoma macrolepis, 4581 nucleotides. RefSeq names its product endothelin receptor Ba (gene ednrba). The transcript is spliced from 8 exons. The coding region runs from base 1467 to 2546 and encodes 359 amino acids. Gene Ontology annotation, molecular function: endothelin receptor activity. NCBI's taxonomy places the organism in Eukaryota, Metazoa, Chordata, Actinopteri, Cypriniformes, Cyprinidae. Gene Ontology annotation, cellular component: membrane. Gene Ontology annotation, biological process: vasoconstriction; G protein-coupled receptor signaling pathway; enteric nervous system development. The record is from RefSeq and is a predicted model, not a curated record.
AGUCCCCUGAUUAUUCCUGGCCAGCAUCACAUUGCCACUUUGCUCAUCAGACACCACCACGAGCAAAUCCAUCAUCAAGGCCGUCAUUUUACGGAGGGGGCGGUCCGUUCAGCUGGCAUUUGGAUAGUCGGAGGGAAGAAAAGAGUAAGCAGCAUCAUCCACCAAUGCAUAACAUGCAGAAGGCUCAGAGCUCCACUCAGCCUCCAGAAAAUGGCUAACCUGCCAGCCGAUCGUCUUUCAACAGAUCCUCCAUUCUCCAGCGUGGGUCUUGAUGUGUUCGGCCCAUGGAACGUCUCCUCACGCAAGACCAGAGGUGGCUUCGCUCAAAGUAAAAGGUGGGCAGUGAUCUUUACGUGCAUGAGCAUAAGAGCUGUGCACAUUGAAGUCAUAGAAUCCCUUAACACCUCUAGCUUCAUCAACACGCUACGGCGCUUCCUUUCAGUGCGUGGGCCGGUCAAAUACAUUCGUUCCGACAGCGGCACAAACUUCAUUGGCGCCUGUAAGGAACUGAAGAUAGCCUCAAACAUUGAUAACACUACUGUAAAGACUUACCUCUCAGAUAAGGGCUGCAUCUGGUCCUUCAAUCCCCCACAUGCAUCUCAUUGGGGUGGUUCAUGGGAGAGAAUGAUAGGGCUGGCGAGGAGGAUUCUGGACGCAAUGUUCCUUCAGCUGAAAGACAAGCUCACCCACGAAGUGCUGGUGACUUUCAUGGCAGAAGUCGCAGCGAUCAUCAACGCCAGGCCACUUGUUCCAGUGACUAUGGACCCUGAUGACUCGUUCAUACUCACGCCAGCUGCUCUUCUCACACAAAAGACGAACAUUGUGCCUGCUCCUGCUGGUGAGUUUGGAGUUGCAGACCUCUACAAGUCCCAGUGGCGGCAGGUUCAGCACCUGUCCAACACCGUCUGGGACUGCUGGAGGAAACAAUUCCUCCCAACACUGCAGGCCCGCAAGAAAUGGCAGUCCACUCAGCCAAACAUUCAGUCUGGAAGCAUUGUUCUCCUUAAGAACAGCCAAGCACCUAGGAAUGAAUGGCCUCUUGGACUGAUUACACAGGCAUUCCCUGGCAAAGAUGGGAAAGUGCGCCAGGUUGAGGUGAAGAUCAUCAAACCAGGCGGGACUAGCCUUUUUCUCAGGCCAGUCAAUGAACUAGUUCUCCUCCUACCUCCAGAGGCACAGUGAUGGACUGUUUUAAAAAAAAAAAAAACUUUGGACUGUGUUACACAUGGACUGUGCAUGGACUUUGGGGUGACGUGUGUCCACGUCAGGCGGGGAGUGUUUUGUUAUGAGUAAGAAUUUAAUUAAGCAUUAAGUUUAAAGUUAUAGAAUAUAAACAUGCUUUACAUUUAGUCAGCAUUACAGAAUCCUAAUGUGUUUCUAUUUAGGUCAUGUUAACUUUAAGAUCGCAUGAUUACAAAUGUCCUAUUACGCGACCCGUAGUUGGGAAGUAAACACUCGCGCACUUCAUGCGCAUUUUCAGUGGUUUGUUCAAGGCUGUCAGAUCCUUUUCAUUUCUUCUUGUCUGUCGUCUCCUUGUCUGGCCUAGCAUCGUCGUUGGGAUAAUCGGAAACUCUACACUGCUCAGAAUCAUUUAUAAAAAUAAAUGCAUGCGGAACGGUCCUAAUGUCCUCAUUGCAAGUCUGGCGCUUGGGGACCUUUUGCAUAUUGUCAUAGACAUUCCCAUUAACGUCUAUAAGCUUCUGGCUGAAGAUUGGCCAUUUGGUGUUGGACUUUGCAAAAUGGUUCCCUUUGUACAAAAGGCAUCAGUUGGCAUCACAGUGCUGAGUUUGUGUGCACUGAGCAUAGAUAGGUUUCGAGCAGUGGCAUCGUGGAACCGCAUCAAAGGCAUCGGCAUUCCUAAAUGGACAGCCAUUGAAAUCAUUCUGAUAUGGGUGCUGUCCAUUAUACUUGCAGUGCCAGAGGCCAUUGCCUUUGACAUGAUCACAAUGGACUACAAAGGAGAGCAACUUAGAAUUUGCUUGCUCCACCCUAUGCAGAAAAACAAGUUCAUGCAGUUUUAUAAGUCAGCCAAAGAUUGGUGGCUUUUCAGUUUCUACUUCUGCAUGCCGCUGACGUGUACUGCUAUCUUCUACACUCUCAUGACCUGUGAAAUGCUUCGAAAGAAGAAUGGGGUCCAAAUUGCACUCAGCGAUCAACUAAAACAGAGGCGUGAGGUGGCUAAAACUGUGUUCUGUCUGGUGCUAGUCUUUGCACUGUGCUGGCUUCCUCUGCAUCUCAGUCGUAUUCUUAAGCUUACCAUUUAUGAUGAAAGGGACCCCAACCGUUGUGAGCUUCUGAGUUUCUUCCUGGUUCUUGAUUAUAUCGGGAUCAACAUGGCAUCAGUGAACUCAUGCAUAAACCCAAUCGCUUUGUAUAUGGUUAGCAAGCGCUUCAAGAGUUGCUUCAGAUCAUGUCUGUGUUGCUGGUGCCUCCCUCCUGAAAUGUUAGCAAUGGAUGACAAGCAGUCCUGCAUGAAGCUGAAGGUGACAGAGCGAGGAUCUGAACAAAGCAAUAGCCGUGCCUCCAACAAAUACACUUCAACUUAGGCACUGAUCUGCGUACAGGUACUGGUGGCCUACAAAUUGCAUUUAACAUUUAGCUAAUGCCAUAAAACCUAACUCUGUGUCAGCUGGAGGUAUACUCAUUACAAGUAAAUGUGGUGCUAUGAAAGGUAUAAAGAAGUCGAUAUAUCUUUAAGUCAAGGGCGUAGGUUUGCUUUUGACAUUUGUGGGGACAUAAACCCAACACCCUCCCUAUAUUUAUAGCUUAUGAUAGCCAACAUAUUCAUAAUUCAUAUACAGAGUUUUUUUUUGUUUUUUUUUAAAUUAAUAUGUUUGCAUGUUCCAAAUCCUGCUGCACCACAGAGUGCCACUUACAUAGUUUACCAUAAAAUCCACAUUAUAUUUGUCCUAAAUUGUUUAUGUUCAUAAUGACUUUAUCCUAGGCUGGAAGAUUGUGUAUCCUUCCGCACAACGUUUGUCUUUCUGUCUGUAUCUAAUAAUAGCCAUAGGUCGCGCUUUCUCUUUCCAUUUGCUCUGUUUUGUCAAACACCGUACUUCAAACUCAUCGUUAAAAUCAUUAACUUUUGUUAAUUCCUGAAUUGAACUUUUAUAUUUACUGUUUUAGACUGCUGUUUUGAAUUGGGUGCAAUAACUGUGAGUUGUUCUAAAUGUGGCGCUGCGCUUCUCGUCCGGUGUGCCACUACAUUCCUCCCAUGUUUUAAAUGCGCAUCCUUGAAAGUGCACGGUUUUCUAGCGUAUUUACUUUAACUUCUUAGGUAUAUGUCACAGGCAUGACCUUUCAGAUGCGUCUGAAAUUACAAAAACAUAAUACAUAUAUUCAUUUGUCUGAUCAAAAUUAUUGCUAGGGGCAGUUUGGUAGUCGCUGGAUAUUGAUAGGGACACAUCCCUUGCAUCCCCCCCCUAAUUCUACGCCCCUGCUUUAAGUCCCAGUUUUUUAUUCACUCCUGACUGGCAUACAUGUAGUGUUAGGAACUCCUAACUGCUAUCCACAGUUUUUAACAUUAUGAUAAUAUUUUAGAUGCUCUGGGAAGGUUAAAAAAGUCAAAUUCAACUGAAUGAUUUAACAAUGAUUCAACAUCGGAAAUAUUCAACAGCAGAAAUAUUCAACCAAAUUUGAAAGUGACUUCACAUGUUCUCUGUGGUUCCCUGUACAUUGAAAGAAGGGGUUUUCAAACCAGUCCUGGACCAUCCCCAGUACUGAACAUUUUUAUGUCUCCCUUAUUGGACACAUGCAUUUCAGUCUCUACUAAUGAGCUGAAGAGUUUAAUUAGGUGUGUUAGAUCAGGGAGACAUAAAAAAUGUGCAGUUCUGGUGGUGCUCCAGGACUGGUUUGAAAACCCCUGAUAUAAGGAAUUUCCAAAUGCAAUAAAGCAACUGAUUGUAAGAACAAUGCUAGGUUUGUUUUUGGUGUACAUAUAUGGAGUUGCCCUGCAGCAUAGUUCAAGUCAAGAACCUCAUUUCAAUAGCUCUUUUAUGGCAGAAAAUACAUUAACCCUAAAAUAGAGUAUAUUUCUUAUGUGAUUGUGAUUUUAAUUUUUUUAUUAUCAUUAUUAUUAUUAUUAUUAUUACUAGUACUACUACUACUGCUACUACUACUAUUAGCUUUGAGAUGUUAUACUUUUUUGAUUGUUUGUUUUGAGGGGGUUCGGCCAUGUGUUUGAUGAUAAUAUAUUUGUCAAUGUUUGUCAAUGUUGCACAUGCUUGCAAACUUAUACUGUGAUUAUCUCAUCUGCCUAGUGGAAGAUCAAGAUUUACUUGAGAAGUUGUAUGAUUAAUCUUCCACAUGGCUCAAGGCCUCAGACAUUUUAAUAAUCAUUUAAUUGUGUUAUAAUUCCUGCUGACUGUUUAGUUUUUUUUUUUCUUUGUAAUUCUUUUUACUAAUUUGUAUAUUUCUUUGUCCAUCUAUUAUGUAAGACUUUAUUUAAUCUUAAAUGUGUUGCAAAAAGCUUAUUUUAAGACAAUAAAAACAAAAACAUGUUUACACCAUUUCCAGUUAAUUGUGGUAACAAUGUACAAUAAAGUCUCUGUUAACAUUAGUUAAUACUAUAACAUGAACUAA